AUGAGCUCCAUUUCAAAUACCAAAGUGCCUCUUUUUGGGCCCGCCAAGCAAUCGGUCGAGCACAAGAAGAAUAAUGAGUUUGGCCCCCUGACUUCUGAUGAAUAUCUGUAUCAAGUCCAUUCUCGGAACGGAGAACCUUUACGGGAUCCCGUCCUGGACGCACCUCCUUACUAUGUGGUUGUUAUCACAUACUUGAACUACCUGAUACUUAUUAUACUCGGGCAUAUCCAUGACUAUCUGGGAAUGACAUUCCAGAAAGAAAAGCACCGCGAGCUUUUGGAAAAGGAUGGUCUCGCUCCGUGGUUCUCAAAAUUUGAGAGUUUUUACGUGAGGAGGCUGAAGCUAAGGAUUGACGACUGUUUCUCUAGACCAACCACUGGAGUUCCAGGCAGAUUCAUUACAUGUAUUGACAGAAUUUCCCAUGACCUUAACAGUUACUACACUCACCCAGGAACCACCACCAUGUGUCUAAAUCUAUCUUCGUACAACUACUUGGGAUUCGCACAGAGCGAAGGCAAAUGUACAGACAACGCUAUUGCAAGUGUCGACAAAUAUGGCCUGACCGCAGGGGGUCCUAGAGCCCAGGCGGGUACUUCAGACCUUCAUCUGGAAACCGAGAAGCUUGUUGCGAGAUUUGUUGGCAAGGAAGACGCGAUGGUGUUCUCUAUGGGUUACAGUACAAAUGCCAAUUUCUUCAAUUCUAUCUUGGACUCCAAAUGUCUCGUCAUUUCCGAUGAGCUUAACCACACUUCUAUUAGAACCGGUGUCCGUUUAUCUGGUACCGCGGUGAAGGCGUUUAAGCACAAUGACAUGGAGGCUUUGGAGAAAUUGAUUAAGGAGCAGAUUGUUCAGGGUCAGCCUAAGACUCACAGGCCUUGGAAGAAAAUUUUGAUUUGCGUAGAAGGCCUCUUUUCCAUGGAGGGAACAAUGUGCAAUCUGCCCAAGUUAAUCGAAUUGAAAAACAAAUAUAAAUGCUAUCUUUUUGUGGAUGAGGCGCACUCUAUUGGUGCUAUAGGCCCUCAAGGUCGCGGAGUGUGUGACUACUUUGGUAUUAACCCUUCCGAGGUCGAUAUUAUGAUGGGAACUUUCACAAAAUCUUUCGGCGCGGCCGGCGGCUACAUUGCAGCUGAUAAGAAGGUGAUUGACAAGUUGAGGUGUGACCUGACAAUUCCAAAUUACGGUGAAUCUGUUCCUGCCCCCAUUCUCGCGCAAACUUCUGCUUCUCUUCGGAUCAUCACUGGUGAACUCAACCCAGGCGAAGGUCUCGAAAGACUGCAACGUAUUGCUUUCAACUCGAGAUAUCUAAGACUAGCUUUGCAAAGAUUGGGCUUCAUUGUUUAUGGCAUUGCUGACUCGCCAGUGGUACCCAUGCUAUUGUAUGCUCCUUCCAAGAUGCCAGCUUUUUCAAGAAUGAUGUUGCAAAGAAAGAUAGCUGUAGUGGUUGUGGCAUACCCCGCGACUCCAUUGAUCGAGUCUCGAGUUAGAUUCUGCGUUUCUGCUGCAUUAACCAAAGAGGACAUAGACUACCUUCUACGUCAUGUCAACGAGGUUGGCGAAAAGUUAUUCCUCAAGGUGAGCACCGGCAAAGCAGGUGGUUCGCUCGACGGCAAACCUCCAAGGUGGGAUAUUGAAGAGGUCAUCAGGCGUACACCAUCAGACUGCAAGGAUGAUAAGUACUUUUUGAUAUAG
This is a messenger RNA of Lachancea thermotolerans CBS 6340, 1689 nucleotides long. It is a transcript of the gene LCB2, whose product is annotated as serine C-palmitoyltransferase LCB2. The record is from RefSeq and is a predicted model, not a curated record. Bases 1 to 1689 code for a protein of 562 amino acids. NCBI's taxonomy places the organism in Eukaryota, Fungi, Ascomycota, Saccharomycetes, Saccharomycetales, Saccharomycetaceae. Gene Ontology annotation, cellular component: serine palmitoyltransferase complex. The transcript has a single exon. Gene Ontology annotation, molecular function: pyridoxal phosphate binding; serine C-palmitoyltransferase activity. Gene Ontology annotation, biological process: ceramide biosynthetic process; sphingosine biosynthetic process.